UUCCCGGGCAGAUUUUGUGCGGAGCCUUCGCUUUGAGUGGCUCCUCUCUGUGGCUGUUUACUGAGCGACUGACGACCUGGAGCCAACCAGAGCUGUGACCAGCCUAGCUGGGCGGAGCCCAAGAUGAGCCGUCCCACCCUUGGCUCGCCCGGUGUGGGACCCAGAGGGGGAGGGGGGGAUGCGGUGGCCGCGCCCGUGUUUCUCCGUCGCCGUAGCUGCCUUCCUUCCUGCUACUAGAGCCGCCGCCGCCGCCAUGGCCCAACUCCGCGCUUCUUCUUCUUCUUCCUUCUCGUCGGCGGCCACAGCCUUUGACUACCUGGUGUUGGGGGGCGGCUCGGGCGGGCUGGCCAGCGCUCGGCGGGCGGCGGAGCUCGGAGCUCGGGUUGCUGUGGUCGAAAGAGGGCGGCUCGGGGGCACCUGCGUGAAUGUUGGAUGUGUUCCUAAAAAGGUGAUGUGGAACACCGCUGUCCAUUCAGAAUUCAUCCAUGAUCACGUGGAUUAUGGUUUUCAAGGAGCUGAUGUGAAGUUCAAUUGGCGAGUAAUUAAAGAAAAACGUGAUGCUUAUGUGAAGCGACUGAAUGAAAUCUAUCAAAAUAAUUUGAAUAAGGCCCGUGUAGAAACUAUUCUUGGUCAUGCAUCGUUCACACCCGAUUGCAAAUCUACGAUUGAAGUUGAUGGUAAAAAAUACACAGCACCCCAUAUCUUGAUUGCUACUGGUGGGCAGCCUUUGAUUCCCAGCGAAACUGAGGUAGCGGGAGCCAGCUUGGGAAUGACAAGUGAUGGGUUUUUCGAACUUGAAGAAUUGCCCAAGCGCAGUGUUGUUGUUGGUGCUGGAUACAUAGCUGUGGAGCUAGCUGGCAUCCUUUCAGCCUUGGGCUCGAAGACAUCCUUGCUGAUACGUUAUGAUGAGGUGCUGAGAAAUUUUGAUUCAAUGAUCAGCUCAAACUGCACUCAGGAACUAGAGCAUGGCGACGUAGAAGUCUGGAAACAUUCUCAGGUCAAAUCGGUCACAAGAUCACCUUCGGGACUGCUGACUGUAACUGUAACAUCCUCUCUUCCUAGUCAGAAACCCACUUUUAACACUAUUGAGGAUGUUGAUUGUCUCUUGUGGGCCAUUGGCAGAAAGCCAAAUACAGAGGAGCUAAAUCUUGACCAACAGGAUAUUAAGGUCGACUCUGGAGGUCACAUUAUUGUUGAUGAGUUCCAAAAUACCAGCAGGAAGGGGAUCUAUGCUCUGGGAGAUGUAUGUGGAAAAGCACUACUUACCCCAGUUGCAAUAGCAGCUGGAAGAAAACUGGCACACAGGCUUUUUGAAAGUAAAGAAGAUUCGAAACUUGACUACACUAAUAUUCCUACUGUGGUCUUCAGUCACCCACCUAUUGGAACGGUGGGACUAACAGAAGCGGAAGCUAUAGCUACAUAUGGAAGUGAGAAUGUGAAAACCUAUACAACUUCUUUUAUCCCACUGUACCAUGCUGUAACUAAAAGGAAAACAAAAUGUGUGAUGAAACUGGUGUGUGCUACGAAACAGGAGAAGGUGAUAGGACUUCAUAUGCAAGGGUUGGGAUGUGAUGAAAUGCUUCAAGGCUUUGCAGUGGCUGUCAAAAUGGGAGCAACAAAGGCAGACUUUGAUCAGACUGUGGCCAUUCACCCAACAUCAGCAGAAGAGCUUGUUACACUUCGCUGAAAAUUUUUGUAAGAAAGCAAAGGUCUGAUUUUCACAGAAUCAUGUUCAUCCCUUUAACUCAAGACAAGAUUAAACAAUUUUUUACUGCUACUGAA
Messenger RNA from Rhineura floridana, 1782 nucleotides. It is a transcript of the gene GSR, whose product is annotated as glutathione-disulfide reductase. Lineage: Eukaryota; Metazoa; Chordata; Lepidosauria; Squamata; Rhineuridae. Gene Ontology annotation, molecular function: glutathione-disulfide reductase (NADPH) activity; flavin adenine dinucleotide binding; NADP binding. The record is from RefSeq and is a predicted model, not a curated record. Gene Ontology annotation, cellular component: cytosol; mitochondrion. Gene Ontology annotation, biological process: glutathione metabolic process; cell redox homeostasis; cellular response to oxidative stress. Bases 179 to 1687 code for a protein of 502 amino acids. The transcript has 13 exons.